Molecule: messenger RNA, 1230 nt
Organism: Aspergillus aculeatinus CBS 121060
Lineage: Eukaryota; Fungi; Ascomycota; Eurotiomycetes; Eurotiales; Aspergillaceae
Product: ankyrin repeat domain-containing protein
Exons: 1
Coding region: 1-1230 (409 amino acids)
Molecular function (GO): protein binding
Source: RefSeq, a predicted model, not a curated record
AUGCUGCCCCACCUGCCGCUGGAGCUGGUGCAGAUGAUCGCCGAGCAGCUGGACCGCGAAGCCGACCUCAACGCCCUCGUCUGCACCACCCGAUCCCUCUACAGUCGACUGAAUUGGCGUCUGUAUCGGCUCAACGCCUACCGCCACCUGGUCCCUCCCGGUCUACCGUAUCCCGACGCCGCCGCCGCCGCCGCCGAGUCCGAGUUACACGGCCAGUCCGCCAUCAACUGGGCCGCGCGCCACGGCCGCCUCGGGACCGCGCAGAAGUGGCUGAAGAUCGUGCGGCAGACACCGUGGAUGGACCAACUGCCGGCGAUGAUGCGAGCGACGGUGACCGAGGCGGUGUUCCUGGCCGCGGAGCACGGACAGCCCGAGCUGGUGCGGUGGCUGCUGCGCGCGGUCCCGGGGACGGAGGUGAAUGCCGUGAGCGGCGUGCGCUACGGGGACACGCCGCUGCUGGCGGCGGUCCGCGCCGGCCGGCGCAAGGUCGUGGAACUGCUGCUCGGCUGGGAGGGGGUCGACGUCCACGCGCGGAAUUAUUACCGGUGCAAUGCGAUCGCGCUGGCGGCGGAGGCGGGCCAUGUGUCGGUGCUGCGGCUGCUGGUGACCCGGACGGAGGCGGAUGUGGACGCGCGCGACUACGAGGGCAGCUCGCCCCUGUGGAUCGCCGCGAACGCAGGGCACAUGCGGGCGGCGGAGGUACUGGUCCGCGCGGGGGCGGAUCCCGAGAACGGGCACGGGCACGGGCACGGGCACGGCAACGGCGAUCCGCCGCUGUACGCCGCCGUGGACAGCGGCCAGAAUACCCUCCUCCGCCUCCUGCUGGAUACGGGCCGCGUCCGGCUCGACUGGCCGGUCGACCGCCCGCCCGUAGUCCUGGCGGCCGUGCUCGGGAACGCUGUCGCGGUGGACUGGCUGCUGGCGGCCGGCGCGGACCCGAACAGCCGGGACAACAACCGGAAAACGGCGCUGUUCCACGCGGCGCUAGGGGGCGACGAGGCGGUCGUGGAGCGCCUCCUCGACGCGGAGGGGGUCGAUGUGGACCUGCAAGAUUGUCAGGGAUGUACCCCCUUGUAUAUGGCGGUCGUGGAAGGACACGUCUCCGUGGUGCGGCGGCUGCUGGCCGCGGGGGCGGAUCCGGAGAUCUGCAACAAGCUAGGAUCGAGUCCGCUGGAUCUAGCACGGGCCAGGUCAAAGCGGGAGAUCAAGGCUCUCUUCCAGGUUACUUGA